Epithele typhae is the source of this 477-nucleotide messenger RNA. RefSeq lists its product as uncharacterized. NCBI's taxonomy places the organism in Eukaryota, Fungi, Basidiomycota, Agaricomycetes, Polyporales, Epitheliaceae. The record is from RefSeq and is a predicted model, not a curated record. The transcript has 5 exons. Bases 1 to 477 code for a protein of 158 amino acids.
AUGAUCCGGCUCCGACUCAUGCGCGCGUCGGCCGCCUCCCGCUCCUCGACACUCUCCCGGCGCGCGUUCCGCGUCCCGUCCAACCUCGCCUCCACCGGCUUCUGUCCGCACCCAUCGCCAGCGGCGGUCGGCACACCGCCUGCUCCGCGCCCCCGCUCGUACCAUGGCCAGAGAGUGGACGCGGCGCUGAAGUGGAGGCCUCUGCGGCAGCGUCUGCGCACCGUCCUGAUUUCGACUCUCCUCAGCCACAUCGCCACCGCGGACUGCGCGUCCCUGGCGGACGUGGCGGACGUAGGCUCCGACGUCGGGCGACCGGGACGGCCGCGCGCGGGUGAUCAGGAGGGCGGAAGCGGAGACUGGAGCGGCCGCGACGACGACGAAAGCGACGAGGAUGGGGUGCGCCAACCCUCUUCUCCUUCUCUCUUUUCUACCCCGAGCCGUGCUGCCCCCAGACGCGGACGCCAGUUGGCCCUCUAG